AUGUAUAUUGUGACGUCAGAAAUUAACGUUAUCACUACAGACAAACUGCGACAUUACACGGAGACAACAGCUUUUAAGUUAAAGACAGAAAGAAUAAUAUGUUAUCAUCUUUAUAAAAUGGAUCAAGGUAUUUCUAACAUGGAUACAAAAUUCAGUACAGAAUCUAAGUCAUCAGAAAGAUUCACAAGCAUUCUUGAAGUGAGGAGGAUGAAAAGGAAAGAGGAAGAAGAGGCCGACAUUGAGUGGUGUCCAACUGAAAAACAAGAUGAAGCUGAUGUGGCAAGACGAAUGGACAGUAUCAUUGAUAAAUUAAAAAGGAAAUUCAAAGAAGAGAAGCAAGCUAGAAAGCAGCCAGAGGUGGUGAGCAUUAAGUAUAAAUCAUUUUGUAACAGCGUUGAUGCUUUUCUCCGGCAUCAAGAGUACCUUAAGGUGAGAGUUAAGUAUUCAACGUCAGGGGAGGUAAUGCAGUCUCAUAGAGCAUUGUCAGGGGAGAUUAUAACCACAGCAGCUGUAACACCAGAUGAAAUUAGUGACACUGGAAAAAUUUCAGUUGACACGCCAACUGAAACUAGUCAGCUUCAAGAAGAAAACGAUGAAGAUAAUAAUAGAAUAAGACAGUUGAAAUAUGGAGACGAAGAAGGUAACGAUUUUAUUCCUUCUGUACAAAGUACCUUAAUUGUAAACAAGUCUAAAGUCGUCCACAUUGAAGCCGCGCCUGUUUUAAAGUCAACAGUAUUCCAAGAGAUAACAUUGAAUAAGCAAUUAACAGCAGCCAAUGAAAGUGAUAUUAAGUUCGUGAUGAAUUCGACAAGAAAGAGUCAGAAGUUCAAUGGCCACUUCAUACCUUUAAAACAAAAGAAAUUGAACCACGGACAUUGGGUACCACAAAUCUAUGAACCUUGCCGAAACACUUACAUAGACUUUAACAGAAAACCAGUGUAUUUGAAAUGUUAUGAAGAGACAUUCAAACCUGUUGGACUGCCUGUUUUCAUGGUCAACACAAAAUGUGAAUUUGGUGGCCACAUAUGUAUGCCGAAACUCCCUCUUGUAAACAAGUUUAUUAUGAUUAAAGAAAAUAUAUUUCUUUCUGAGGAUGUACCUAGCAGAAUGAAGUUACAGGCAAAGAUAAUGUUGAAACCAUCUGUCGGCAUCCAAGUAUCUAGGAAUUUCGGUCUAGGAAGUGUAUUCAACAAUGUCAUAAGUUCCGAUGUGGUUGAACGUACACGGAAACUAGUUGUGUUAAAAAUUGCUCAUUUUGAAGGGUUCUUUGGGCACUAUUUUAGUCCUGUAAUUCAAGUUGGAAGAGACAAAGGCACCAAUGGUUUAGCACUGUCUUCGAUAAAUGAUGACGGAAAACUAAUCUUUUGUGGCGGUAAAUAUAUCAACAUAGUGCAACCUUUCAUAGUAACGACAACUUUGCCGGACAAACAAGUAACAGUUGAUACCGCCAAAGAAGUGUCAACGCAUUUGGACACAGAAGAUUCCAUCAAAGAAGACAGUAUUGGCCUAAAAUUAAAGUCAAUCAAACGUUUUGAAACACCUGAAAAUUUCUCUGUUGGUACUGCUGCCCUGUCAACCGACGGCUGCGAAACUAUUAAACAAGACAAUGUCUGUACUGAACAACUAGAACGCAUCGAAGACGACAUAGAUGAUGAAUCUCAAUUUGGAAUACUUUCUGUCUAUUGCAGAAGUGGAAUUCAUUCUUGUUGAAUCCAUAGUCGAAGGCAAAGAGUUGAACAACAUUGAGGAAAAUAUUUGGAACUUCAUUUUUAUCUAUAUUAUGAUUAAAAAGCUUACAUUUUAAC
This is a messenger RNA of Ruditapes philippinarum (Manila clam), 1805 nucleotides long. RefSeq lists its product as uncharacterized. The transcript has 3 exons. NCBI's taxonomy places the organism in Eukaryota, Metazoa, Mollusca, Bivalvia, Venerida, Veneridae. The record is from RefSeq and is a predicted model, not a curated record. Bases 1 to 1710 code for a protein of 569 amino acids.